Molecule: messenger RNA, 1545 nt
Organism: Phytomonas sp. EM1
Lineage: Eukaryota; Euglenozoa; Kinetoplastea; Trypanosomatida; Trypanosomatidae
Source: the annotation of a GenBank genome assembly
AUGCAAUCCUCCAAUGGGGUUUCUGGAGGGGCGAAGGAAUGGGACGCGACUACGCCUGGGGCGGGUGCUCAGCGUGUGAUUGCUAUUACACAGCUGUACUUCCGAUUAUGCAACUUCCACCCGAUCACUAUCGUUGUGGCGGAUGCACUUUGUCUGGUGUUUGGCGCGAAUGGCGCCACAAAACAGGACCUGGCUAAGUAUCUUGCGCUCUCUGAAGAGCGUGUGCAGCUCGGAUUAGACACCAUCCCUUUGGAUAUGCAAUGCACUUCGCUGAACUUGAACACGGAGAGCACCGUCGAAGAUGGGCCUGCAUCGCAUGCGCGCAAAUUAAACAAGGAUGGCGUGCGGUAUUUCUUAAACUACAAGCGCAUCUUGCCUUUUGUGUACGCACAUGUUUCGCAGAUCCUGCUCGCCCUUUGCACCACACCACUGCCGCCAAGUAUGCCUAAAGGAAGUGUUUCUCAGGUCCCUGAUGAGCAACUGUUAGUCCCGGCGUUGCAAGCCUCACCGCGUGGGGCCGCUAUCGACAAUUCAAAAGUAGUGGCGCACGCCCCAACGCCACAGGGAAGUAUGGCCUCCUAUAGCUUAUCAGACGCCAUCAAACGACGUGAAGCAUCGGAGGGAAUUUUUUGCCCUGUAUGCCGAACUUAUUAUGGCCUUGACGAGUUUGUGAAAAGCGCUUCUCGAUGUAUGGGCUGCAAAACUGAUGUCCUACGAGUGAUAGUUGAGGCUAUAAGAGAUAGAAUGAAUGCAAAAUAUAAACGGGAUGGAUCGGUAGUAUCGGUGCCCUUCUUGGCGACAAGGCGAAAAGUGGAGCAAGCUGGAGCCUCUCUGGCUUCACCGUCGGCCCCAGAUUCCCCUUCCGUGAGGUUCAACCGUAAUACUGCAUUGGCGGAUGCGAACCCGCUUCCGGAGGUUCGAAGCUGCCCGUUAGCUCGGGAUCCGUUUCUGGUGCAGCAGGCUCUCGCGUUUUUGUACCUUUAUAGUGCCCCCUUUGCAUGCAUCAACGACGAUCGCUACGUUGUGAACUCGGAGGAUAUCAUGACAGAGCUGGAGUACGAAAAGCGACUUGAAGGGAAAGCGACGGUGGCCGACCAGUUCCGCGCUGCCCACCGCAACCCCAACACGAUUCGCGUGCGGCUUAUUUCUCAGCGCGAGGUCGAGGCGUCGAUGCGUGAGGAGAAUCGGAAGAAAAUAGAGAAGCGUGCUCACCUGCCGCCGUGGCUGCAGCAGCAUCACCCCGGUUCAGGCUUCCCAGGGCGGACGCACAACGCUGCCCCCUUCGAUAAUAUGGAGGAAAAGGGCAAGGUAACUCAAAUAACACCACCAAGCGCGUCGGCGAAUAUUUCCUCGCCGCAACAAGAAAUGGGGCAUUCACCUCUCAAGAUGAAAGAGGUAAGUCGCAAGCGAGCCAGGCAGGUUAUGGAGAUUGAUUCCGAAACACGAGAGGAUCUGAUACGCGAUGCUCAUUUUGUCGCUCAGGAGUUUUUUCAUGACGACUUCAUCCCUGUCCGUCUUCCCUUACAACAUGGCUCAACUUUGUAA